Molecule: messenger RNA, 7660 nt
Organism: Xyrichtys novacula (pearly razorfish)
Lineage: Eukaryota; Metazoa; Chordata; Actinopteri; Labriformes; Labridae
Source: the annotation of a GenBank genome assembly
UUCAGAAGAUUUUAACCAGGUAGAGGAGAAUAGGGUAAGUUGAGCCACCCCAUGUUGCUUGGAAAUGGUAAAAGAAAUUGAUCAUGUGACCAAAUAUGUAGGAGAUGGACAUCAAUUCAUGGUGUCUUUGAAAGUUAGAAGCACACGGGUGAAGGGGUUAGACAUUUAUUUACAAAAAAAACAAAAAUACAUUUUUCACUCUUGAAAGUGAAUUUAGUCUGUCAUAAGUUUUAUUUUAAUUGUGUUUAAUUGUGUUUUAAUACGGCUUAACUUACCCCACUCCUAUGGUCAACUUACCCCAUACACAGGUAAGUUGACCAUAGGAGACCACUUUUUUUGCAUGCUAUAUUACCAAGACAGUUAUGUUUACACUCAUUCUGUUGGUUUGCAGGGAUGCACAACAUCUUGAAAUAGAUGCAGAUACACUAGUUAGAGACAAAACUAUGAUUGCCUUGAUGUAGUGAUCUGAAAUAUGAAGAACAGCUCAUCUUACCCCACUCUCCCUUUACUGAAAGCAGAGAGAGCAAUGUCUCACACUCUUAAGUUACACAGGAAACAUUGCAGAGAACUGUUUUGACACCAUUGACACCUAUUAUUUUAGCACUGUUCAACAAAAGAACUUUUUGUCAUUGUAAAGAAGACAAAUGAGCCACGACAAUCAAGUCAAAUAAUCACCUUUAUUCACAGAUAAAACUUUGCUGAGAGAGAUCAAGUUAAACACCCAUGCGUGUAAAUAGAACAAAAAUAUUUACAGAGAAAUUAAAAUAAAUGAUAUAAAAUAAUCUGAACAGCUUCUAUGCUUUACAGAGAAAAAAACAGUUUGAAUCAACAGUCUUUGCAUGCUGAGAAAUAUAAAACAUUGUCUUCUGCACACUCUUCACACAGUGGGGGGUUAUUUAAAAAAAGAUAAUCUGGAAACUCAUUACCUAUCCUCUGAUGAUGGUAUUCUCAUGCAGAAUAUAUAGAUUAAAAAGUAGGUUGCGAGUAAAUUGAUGAUGUUGUUUUUUGGGCCCCAUUAAGUCUUCUAGUUCACUCUGCGUGUUUCAGCAGAAUGAUGGGCUGUAAAAAAUAAUACAUUAGUCAGAAACACUAUUUAUGGAACACUGUAUAAAGUUAGUGUUUGGUCAAAGACAGACUUACCAAAGUGUUGAAAUGUUCCCUGCAUACAGCUUUACUCAACCAGUAUGUCAAGACAAUAGCUAAGAGCUUUUCAACAAUUAGCAGCGUCAUGAUCAGGCCGUUGAUCCCUCUGCAGAGCUGUGUGAAAAGUCAGAGCAUGUGUAAAAGUUCAAACACAUACGCUUUGUAUUUUAAUAAGCCAAAAAGGAAUUCCUUUUAUGCAUUCUGGAUUUUUUCUUUUACCUGAAUAUUCUUAGAGCUUUGCAUUUGCACAUCAUACAACCACAUUGCACUGAAAAGAACAGCCACAAAGGACCAGAAGAUGCUGAUAAUGUUCAGAGAGAAGGACAGCUUCGUCUGGCAAGAAGCAGAAAUAAUGCAGGAGUUCAACAUCAUACAAGCCAUUAUUGUUAGGGACCCUGAAAAAUCCAUUUCCAUUUUUAAAUCAAAUUCUGAUUCUUACAGACCAUGAUCAAAUGAUUUUAAAAUCAUUACAUUCAAUUAUUUCUUACAAAAACUAAUCAAUAAAUGUAAUAAUUUCAAUUUCAUUAACAAAUCUUCACUUUUGUCUGAAAAUCUUUCAAUUUUUUUUGUUGGCUUCCAUUGCUGAUGAUAAAUAGGAUGUCAAAUUUUAUUAUUAACUGAAAUUAACUUAUUAGUUAUUAGUUAUUCAAAAUUAUGACUUUUAGUUAUACUGCAAACCUUUCAUUGUAUUUUACUGCUUAAAAAAUCCAUAUGGUUGAAUGCACUUUUCCAAUCUGAUGUUGUGAACAAUCCCCAUUUGUAACUAAAAUUUUGGGUUUGGAGAAGCACGUCUAAAUUUUGGUUUUAGACACAGAAAUCAGUCUUGUUAGGGUUCAAUUAAGAAAACAUCCUGAGAGAAAUCCAGUCUCUAAAACUGUCAUUGCUACCAUGUUUUAAAGGUGUUCACUAUUUAGACAAUACAUAACCCUAUUUUAAACCAAAAAGGUCAAAACCUUUGUUAAAAUAACAAUUUAAAAUUUCUUCAGAAAAAUGUAAUUUUUUAAUAGCUUAAUAUAUAUUUUAAUCUUACCACAUGUAUGUUUGGAAAUCGUCCAGCAGCAUAGGACAGCAUACCAGAGACCACAAACUGAGAUAAAGACCAAAAACAUAAAUAUAUUUAAAAAUACAUACAUCGUGAGGCACAGGAAUGACACACUGACCAUCUCCUGAUAAUACAUUUUGACAGAAUAUAAGAAAAGUCUGGGUGAGAUGGUGAACUAUCAUUGCUCUCCUGCGGCGACAUUGUCAUAGUAACAGGAAGUUGAGGAUUAGAUGUGCACCAAAGAUUAACUUUCUUAAACAGCAGCUGUAAAAGCAAACGAAGAGUGGAAAUACCUGAAGAAUUAGUUUACUAUUUUAUUUUCCCAAUAAAUAAAACUGAAAGGGUCUCUCAAAAAACUCUCUACUUUCAGUGUGAAUACAUUUAUCUGCAUUUUUCUUUACCACAGUGCUCGGCAGGGUAAAGAUCCAGAUGUCGAACCUCACACCAGCAUCUGUCCGACCAAAAAUCAGACCCAGGGUGAGAAUAAACACCCCAGCUACAGCCUGAGCUGCCUUAGAGAAACAGAGAAAUACACAGCCUUUCAGAAAAUUAUAUUCACAAAGCUUUGUAAUGAUCUGCAAACGGCCCAACUUACUCCAAGAGAUUUAGGUUUCCCUUUGAGAGCAAACACCUUGUAGGAGUCUCUGUACACACAGUUGAACUUCUCAGGCAUCAGAUGACCCUCAGUGGUGUUCCUCAGACUCCCAAUAGGAAUGGUGAUGAUCAUGGAUUCAUCACAUACAAAUGUCUUCUUCAUCUUCCUGUAAGACGGAGAAAUCAUAAAUCCAAUUCUGCAGCGGUUUAAUCUGUUAAAUCAAGGUUUCAGGUGAUGGUUUCUUACCUUUGUUUUUCUUAUUUUAUGUUCACUCAGACCUCGAAUUCUCACUGCGUCAAAAGAGUUUGAUGAGGAAAUGACCCAAUAUGUCAAUAGGUUCUCUCUCUCUCUCUCUCUCUCUCUCUCUCUCUCUCUCUCUCUAUACACGCACACAGCACACACAAAAACAUAAACCCACAAACGCCUAACUUGCAGACUUUAAAUCUGCCAAUGAUUUAAAAAAGUUAAGACCUAAUAUUUGUACUAACCUUUGAACAUAGAUUUAUAAAGAUGUCAGUUUUUGUUGAACCAGACACUCUCUACUUUACACAAAAGCGAGGAGUAGACAUGGUAAUUUUGUAGACACUAAUGUGUUAUGGAGGAAGUUAAGGUGUGAGGUGACCUCCUCUUUUUUAAAAAGUGUUUACGAGGAAGUGAUUAUUUUGUCUCAAGACUGUGGCACUUGUUUGAGACGGACUGAAAGAGAGAAAUACAUCCUACUCAAACACAACUGGGUAAGAAUUUUAAAUCUGACAUCUUGUUUGAAAUGGACUGCAAAAAAAAAAAAAAGUUUAUUAGUGUUAUAGAAUAUGAAUUUGCAGACAUUAUAGUAUCUGCUUUUGUAUGUACUCAAUAAGACCAGAGGUUUUUGUGUAAGUAUUGACUGUUUCAACGGUAUCGAUUCUGUUUGAAGAAUAAAAUCAAACAGCUAGUCUGUCAUGUAUGUGGUGCGGUUCUAUGAUUAUUACAUCGCACCUAUUUGUAGAGGCAGAAAACUGCCCUUUGACUUAUGUAUGUAAACAUUUUAUUCAUUAUUAUUUGAUGCUGAAAUAUGAUAUUACACAAUCCAGUUUGUUUGAUAGUGAUGAAAUAUAAAUGUACACAAAGUCUUACCUGUAUCAGUUUAUAUCGGAGAUGACGAUUCUUCUCGACCCUGAAAUGAAGGUUUUGUAUCGUAUUGUAAAUUCAAACCUGCUUAAAAUGUAGAAAUCCUUUAUUUUGAACUCAUGUUGACACAUACUCAGAUUUUUCCAGUGUUUUAAAAUUCAGAGAAUUCUGUCAAAGCUAUGAUCUGCUUCUGACGUAUCAGAUCGCACCUUUUUGAUAUGUCCCACUCCACUAAAGCACAGCUGCGGUCUUAAAGAGCUUGAUUUUCUACUGUUUAAAAGUAUGAUUCCUCUGGUUCAGGAGGGCACCAUGGCUUGUGCAGAUAUAGACAUGGAUAUCCACGGCGAGGACGAGGACCUGCACAGAGCUGGGAGGAGAGAACACACAUUGGUGCGACAUUAUCAAGCUACAGAGCUGGUGCCGGGGGUCAAAGGGCCGCUGCAUGACCUGCUGCAGAAACAACCUGCUGUCCUUGGGGUAAGACUGACUGAUCUGUUAGGUGUACACAGGAAAUUUAACACGUUUAUGCAGCCAACAGACCAGGGAUUAGUUUCUUUAAUUCUCAUCAACACACUGACAUGAGGGCAGUGAUUCAUUUUUUGUCCUUUAGAGCGGCUAUUUCUACAUCUUGGUGGAGUGGACACCCCAUGUACGGAGACCACAGUACUCUUUGUGCAAGCAUAGAUUACUUACAGUAUGAUCAGCAGAGUUAUUGUGUAUCAGCAAAAUGACUGAAAAUGGUCUAUAAAAAAGAGGCUUUAACAUUUGGGGUUAGUUUUAUACAGUAAACUCAGUAAAUGAGUGGCUUUGGCUCAGUGGUAGAGCAGGUCUUCUGUCUAUUAAAGGGUCACAGAUUCAGACCCAGGCGCCAUUGUCCACCUGCUGACGUGUCUUCAGACCAGUCAUUUGACCUCAAACCACCCCAUAUACUCACUCUGGUUUCCUCAAGAGACAGCAAAUAGUUAAUUUUCCAUUUCAAACCACAGAGUCAUUUCUAACCCUUUUUAAAAGCCCUAAAUCUGAUAUGAGUGAUGUUUGAGCACUGUGGGGGAUUUGUGUGCAGUCAAACCGCUUCAAUUGACUUUGUAACAUGUUUUUCUUUUUUCAAAUAUUGAACUAAAUAUUUAUCUUUGAACAGACUACAUUUCUGGUAUGCUGGCCAGUAUCAAAUAUUCCUUUUUGCUGCUAUUAAUUGACAGAAACUACUUGAACACUCCAGUUCAGGCCAGAGCCAACAAAGAGAUAAAAAGUGCAGCAGGGCAGGAUGGACAAAAUAACUUGUACGUGCUCUGCAGAUUUUGGCUGAGGACUCAGGAAAUGGUUGGUCAGAGGGGUUUUGUGGUAUUCUACUUUAUCAGGCAAGGGUGUCAUUUAGCACUUAGAUCAUGUGAACAAUAUAGUUAAAGAAAAAAAAUGUGUCUGUAUAUGUUUAAUUAACCCACGUUAUAAAACAUCUUUAUCUUCACUGCACUGUGGUGUUGUAUGGUCUCAUCUCCUGAUUCUGUCAAUUAAAUAACAUGGGAAGUAGAUCAUGCACCAAAUCAUGUGUUAUAGCGGGGCUGGAUGCAAAAGUAUGGGACCAAUCCUUUUCCUCACUGGAUGGGUGACAUAGCAGUAGCACUACAAACACAUUGACAGAUUCGCAAUCUAUUCGCUCAUCUCCCCUAUAGAUCAUCUGUCGUCACUGUUUUGUUAUAAACUCUGAUAAACUUAUUUUAGAUCACAUCACUGACCUGCCCUGGCUCGCCUUUAAAGGAUCAGCCUUAAUCCAAAAUUAUAUGAUUUUAUGAGGUGUUGUCCAGGAUACAUGAGCAUACUCACUGCCAGACCAUUGCGAAGAAGUUUGUCCCAAACCACCUUUGUAUGCUGCCUGUUUGAUCAGACCUCCGUCUCUCCUCAGGAUGUGUGAAGAUGUGUUUACAUCUUCUAGUACUUUUAUUUUUUCAGUAAAUGAGAUUCAUGUAUCAUCUGAGCUUUAGUUUUAUGCAUUCAGUUAAUGCACAUCACUGUAAGGGUUUUUAACUUUGUGGAACAAAACAAAACCGAAGCUUAACAGAGACAUAAAGGAAGAUAUCAGCAUGACAGGCAAAUGCACGGGCUCCCACUUGCUCAUGUGUUUUUGUUCUUCUGUCAGUCCGUGCAGAUGAUGAGUGGACUCGUCAGUGUUGGAUUGGGAUUUGUCUUUGCCUUAACUCAGGAGAUGGGUGACUCCCUCAUUACGAUGUUCAGGAUUUCCUACUUGACUGGAAUAAUGGUAAGUCUUUCUUCAAACUGCUUCAUGCAGAUUUGAACAUGUUUACCGCUUGACCUCAAUGAGCUAUUUCUCUGAGUCAAACUCUUUUGUUGUUCAUGUUUUUUAGUCUUCAGUAUCAUCUGAGCUGUGAUGUUCUCCUUUGCAGUUUGUCGUUGCUGGAAUCAUUUCCAACCUUCUAUUCAAGUAUCCAGAAUUACUUCCUGUACGUAUAACUCGACAUAAUCCAAGCGUGGACAAUAAGACAGCUGCAGAAAGUGCACAUAACCUGAAUCAAAUACUGAUGAAAGUUCAUGUUACAGGUUUCCCUCAGGGUGAACUGCGGCUGCAUCAUUGUAGCAGUAGUUUCAGCUUGUCUGAUUUGUGUUGACCUGGCAAACUGGAAUCGACAACAGGAACAACAUCUGAGGGUAACACUAGAAAAUAUGACAAAAUGAUUAUUUUACAGGAUUUAUUCGGUAAGAUAUAUUAAAGUAUAUAUUGACUAAUAAAGAAAUAAUGUACUUCAUUUCAUUUUUCUCCACAGAUGGAGGUGCUGGAGCUGUGUGUGUUAGGACUCGAAGCUUUCCUCUCAGCAAUCCUCUGCUAUUGGUUCUUUAAGGAGAAACGCACCAAAUCACAAUGAUCAAACCAAUGAGAUGAUUUGAGAAGAUAUUUGAGAAUUAAAUACUGUCAAUAAUAUAUGUGUUCGUACAGCAAAGAACCACAGGGCUUGAAAUUGAUGCUCUCAGUAAAUUAAGCAAUUGCAUUGAGUCAUUUUCUGCUAUUUUGUAGCUCAAGUGCGGCUUUCCGCUCCACCUCGAUUGCUAAAUUGAAGUUGAAGCCCCUGCUGCUCAGCCAGGCUGUGGUCUGUUUCUGAUGUUUGAUGCAAACUGAGAAUGUAGGGCUUGUGGUCAACAAAUGUCAGCUUCUCACAUGUGAAAGAAAAAAAACACUUCUCCAUCCUCAACCUCUGUGUCUUUUUGUGUAACGGUAGCAGUCGGUCGCAAAGUGCUGCUCAGAGUGUAGGAAAGGCAGGGGUCUCUGUUUGUGGUUUUUACGCUCACGCUCGGUUAUCAGUGAAAAUAACUGCAACCUCUUUUCAGCCGAAUUCAGUUUGGGCUGGUAUCACAGACAGGAAGCUUAACUUGAAUCUUGGUUUUCAAUAAUCAGCCCAUAGUGGUGGUAGUUAUUUUUAUGUCGAACUGUAAUGGAAAAUAAAGAGAAAUGAAGCAAGAGUACGUUUAAAUUUUUUAAUCAUCUGUACAAAUUUUCAUAACAAAGAGCUGGUGAAAACACACACAAAAAAAAACAAGUCUGGAUUGAUCUGCCUGUUAUUUUUGUUCUUUUUAAAGAAUACAUAAUAAAAACUCAUCUACAAUAUACACACUGAUUCAUUACUACAAUGGUUCAAUUAAACAAAUGUACAGACAGCUGACGUACCAUUCUGGCAGUGUAAAUGACGGGUCAAUGUCAAAUUUACAGUUACAUUAUGAAAUGCCAUUUCUGUUGUGCUUUAUCCAUUAAAGUCUUAGUGCUCAGA